Maylandia zebra (zebra mbuna) is the source of this 992-nucleotide messenger RNA. Lineage: Eukaryota; Metazoa; Chordata; Actinopteri; Cichliformes; Cichlidae. The record is from RefSeq and is a predicted model, not a curated record.
UAAAUAAUUACAUACAUAGUAUUUAUUAUUUAUAAAAAGUUACAAUUAAUAGUUUGUGGGUUUCUUUAUUGCUCAUUUCAAGCAAAACAAGCUUUGUGCGCUCGUUUGCCUUCUUUGGUCCUUCUAGGUCACCGUACACCAUGGUCAGCGUGACUGUCAAGGUGGGCGGCGCAACAGAAAGCUUUGGGCUGAUAGGCCGCUCCUGGGCUAUGCUGUUUGUCAGUGGAGGCUACAAUGUGAAGAUCUAUGACAACCAACCAGGACAGUCUACCAAGGCCAUCACAGAGAUCAAGAAACAGCUGGUGGAGCUGGAGGAAGCCCACAUGCUGCGAGGGGAGCUGUCUGCUGCGCAGCAACUUGCCCUUCUCAGCAGUUAUGAUGACCUGUCUCAGGCACUGGAUGGAGCCUUCUUUGUGCAGGAAUGUGUAUUUGAGCAGCUGGAGGUAAAGCAAAGCAUCUUCCAUGACAUGGAGCGUUUUGUGGGAAAAGACGUCAUCCUGAGCAGCUCCACGUCCUGCCUAGUGCCCAGCAAAGUCUUUUCUAAAGUCCAGAAUAGGAGUCGCUGCCUCGUCUCUCAUCCGGUAAACCCACCCUACUAUGUAAAACUGGUGGAGCUGGUACCUCACCCAGAGACAGCAGCAGCCGUUAUGGACACCACCCAUGCUCUGAUGACCAAGGUUGGCCAGGCACCUGUCCUUCUGAAAAAAGAGAUCGAUGGCUUUGCCCUAAACAGAGUUCAAGCCGCCAUUAUUGCAGAGUCAUGGAGACUAGUUCAGGAUGGUGUUAUCUCGGUAAAGGACAUCGACCUGGUGAUGUCAGAGGGACUAGGAAUGCGUUACGCCUUCAUAGGUCCCAUGGAAACAAUGCACCUCAAUGCACCUAAAGGUUUGGAAGACUACAUGAGCCGAUAUAGUGAAAAUAUAACAAGGAUUCUGUCUUCCUUUGGGCCUGUGCCGGACUUCUGUGGUGAAGCAGCCAAGAGCGUCAUUAAU